AUGGAAAUUAUAGUGCCUCAGAAACAUAUUGUUCCUGUCAUAGAAAUUAUACUUCCUCAGGAACAUGCUGCACCUGUCAUAGAAAUUAUAAUGCCUCAGGAACAUGCUGCACCUGUCAUAGAAAUUAUAAUGCCUCAGGAACAUGCUGCACCUGUCAUAGAAAUUAUAAUGCCUCAGGAACAUGCUGCACCUGUCAUAGAAAUUAUAAUGCCUCAGGAACAUGCUGCUCCUGUCAUAGAAAUUAUAAUGCCUCAGGAACAUGCUGCUCCUGUCAUAGAAAUUAUAAUGCCUCAGGAACAUGCUGCACCUGUCAUAGAAAAUAUAAUGCCUCAGGAACAUGCUGCUCCUGUCAUGAAAAUUAUAGUUCCUUAG
Molecule: messenger RNA, 372 nt
Organism: Lottia gigantea (owl limpet)
Lineage: Eukaryota; Metazoa; Mollusca; Gastropoda; Lottiidae
Exons: 1
Coding region: 1-372 (123 amino acids)
Source: RefSeq, a predicted model, not a curated record